Molecule: messenger RNA, 1587 nt
Organism: Aspergillus clavatus NRRL 1
Lineage: Eukaryota; Fungi; Ascomycota; Eurotiomycetes; Eurotiales; Aspergillaceae
Product: putative MFS alpha-glucoside transporter
Exons: 1
Coding region: 1-1587 (528 amino acids)
Biological process (GO): transmembrane transport; carbohydrate transport
Cellular component (GO): membrane
Molecular function (GO): carbohydrate:proton symporter activity
Source: RefSeq, a predicted model, not a curated record
AUGGGAAUGACGGAAAAGCAGACUGCGUUGGUGCAGGCGAUCCCUACCUCUACGUGCGAAGACGUUCCACGGUCGCUUGAGUUCACCAAGGAGGAACACUCGCAAGCGUUCUGGGAUGCGGUGCGACGACACUGGCCCUCCGUGGCCUGGGGAAUGUUUAUGAAUCUGGCCACCGUGCUCAAAGGCAUCGAUGGCGGCAUCGUGCGCAGUCUGGUCGGACUCGAUGUCUUUAAACAGACCUACGGAUACGAGCGCGAUGGGAAGUACCUCAUCGCCGCCCGCUGGCUGUCGGCUUUCAGCUACGCCACUCUCCUGGGCGCCGUCGUGGGAGCUCUGCUGUCCGGUCUCGCAUACGAUCGCUUCGGGCCCCGGGUGAUGAUCGCGGCCUGCUCGUGCCUGUCCAUUGCGUUCAUCUUCAUCCAGUUCUUCAGCCACACGCCCGCCCAGCUGUUCGUCGGCGAGCUGGUCAAUGGCUGCAUCAUCGCCUUCUAUCCGAUCUGCGCCUCGGCGUACGUCGGCGAGGUCACCCCGCUCGUGCUGCGCGGAUUCGUCGCCACUAUGACCAAUCUCGCCUUCUCCAUCGGCUCGCUCAUCGCCUCCGGGAUCCUCAAGGGCACUGCAUCGAUGGACAGCACGCUCUCGUACAAGAUCCCGAUCGCCACGCAGUGGGCCCUGCCGACGCUCAUGCUGGCUCUGAUCGGGUUCUGCCCCGAUCCGCCGUACUGGCUGUGCAAGAAGGGCCGAGAAGACGACGCGGCCACCUCCCUGCGGCGCCUCACAACCGCCCCGAAUGCGGAGAUCUACGUCAUGCAGAAACUGGCGCAUAUCCGCGAGACGCUGCGGCUGGAAGAGAGCUUCCAGGGCGACCGCCCCACGUACCGCGACUGUUUCCGCGGUCCCAAUCUCCGCCGGUUGGUGAUCUGCAUGAUGGCGUACAGCAUGCAGGCGUUCGUGGGCAAUGUGUUCUUCAUCAACUAUGCGGUACACUUCAUGGAACUGGCCGGGCUGGACUCUGCGCACGCCUUCUCGAUGAACAUCGGGCUCACGGCCAUCGGCCUCGUCGGCACCUGCAUCUCGUGGUUCCUGCUCUCGUACAUCGGGCGCCGGACCAUGUAUUUGUGCGGCUGUGCGUCGCUGGCCGUCCUCCAGCUGGCCAUUGGCGCGGUUGAUCUGGCGCCGCGGCAAACAGGCACGGUGUGGGCACAGUGUGGGCUCAUGCUGCUCUGCACGUUCGUCUACGACCUCACGCUGGGGCCGUUCUGCUACGUGCUGCUGGCGGAGGUCUCGUCAGCAAAAUUGCGCGGGAUGACCAUCGCCCUGGCGAAUGUGAGUUGCUACGUGUGGUCGGUGGUCUUCGCGGUGGUCAUUCCCUAUGCGAUGAACGAGGACGAAGGGAACUGGAAAGGGAAGCUGGGGUUCCUCUUCGCCGGGACGCCCUUUCUGUGUACCAUGUACUGUUAUCUGUGUCUACCAGAAACUCGCGGUCGGACGUUUGAGGAACUGGACAUCCUGUUUGAAAGAAAGGUUCCGAGUCGGAAGUUUUCUGCUUACAAGGUCACUAUAAACAUUGGAGGGAGAGAAUCCUAA